UUUUUUUUAUUUUCUCUCUCCACAUUUCUUCUUCCCCAAAUUCAUAACUCUCCUUAAACCCUUUUUUCUCACUGCUAUUUUACCCAUUUCAGUAUUUCACAGAAUCUUUCAUUUUUUUUUUCUGGGAUUUUUCAAGGAGAGAGAAUUAAACCCUCCCAAAAUUGAAAAACCCAAUUCACAGAAUCUUUAAUUCUUUUCUAGGGUUUUUAAAUUACCCAAAUUAGUGAUUAAUUAACCUCAAAAAAAAGUUCAAAAGAAGAAAAUUCUCUUUCCAUUUUUAUGAAGGAAUUUUGACCUGGUAUUUAUUUAUGUUUUACCAUCUGAUAAAAACAACAACACUUGUUUCUCUCUCAUCCUUAUACUACCCAACAUCUCUUUCCCGCUCUACGCAUUUCAUCAAACACUUACCCUACAUUGUUGUUAGCCGUUUUUCUUCUUCUUUCUGCAAAACUUCAAUUCAAGGGUUAAAAUUGGAAAUUGAGAAAAAAAGAGACAUGAAAUAUGUUUUAGUUACUGGUGGUGUAGUUAGUGGUCUGGGUAAAGGUGUUACUGCUAGUAGCAUAGGUGUUGUUCUUAAAGCAUGUGGUCUUCGUGUCACUUCAAUUAAGAUUGAUCCUUACUUGAAUACUGAUGCUGGCACAAUGUCUCCUUUUGAGCAUGGAGAAGUGUUUGUACUUGAUGAUGGUGGAGAGGUUGACUUGGACUUGGGUAAUUACGAGCGUUUCCUUGAUGUGACACUCACACGAGACAACAACAUUACUACUGGGAAGAUAUAUCAGUCUGUUCUUGAAAGGGAGCGAAAGGGCGAUUACCUUGGAAAAACUGUGCAGGUUGUUCCACACAUAACUGAUGCCAUCAAAGAAUCGAUUCAGAGAGUUGCAAACAUCCCUGUUGAUGGAAGCAAUGAGUCUGCUGAUGUUUGUGUUAUAGAGUUGGGAGGGACUGUAGGUGACAUCGAGUCAAUGCCCUUCAUCGAGGCACUACGGCAACUAUCUUUUACAGUUGGAAAAGACAAUUUUUGCCUCAUUCAUGUGAGCCUGAUUCCUGUUCUAGGUGUUGUGGGUGAGCAGAAAACAAAGCCUACUCAACAUAGUGUGCGAGAGCUGAGAGCAUUAGGCUUGACUCCUCAUCUGCUUGCUUGUCGAUCCGCACAGCCUUUGCUAGAGAAUACUAAGGAGAAGCUUUCACAAUUUUGCCAUGUUCCGGCAGAAAAUAUUCUUAAUAUCCAUGAUGUUCCAAAUAUAUGGCAUGUUCCACUUUUGUUGCGGAAUCAAAAUGCUCACUUGGCUAUAUUGAGACAGCUAACUUUACUCAAUGUUGCGGCUCCUCCCAACUUGCAUGAAUGGACGAACCGUGCAGAAACAUAUGAUAAUAUUACCAACUCUGUUAGGAUUGCUAUGGUUGGAAAGUAUGUUGGUUUUACAGAUUCUUAUCUGUCUGUAAUAAAAGCACUUCUGCAUGCUUGCAUUGCUUGCUCUACAAAGCCAGCAAUUGACUGGAUUGCAGCUUCAGACCUUGAAGAUGAAAGCGCCAAAUCGACGCCAGAAGCCCAUGCUUCGGCAUGGCAGACUCUAAAGAAUGCUUCAUGUGUGCUGGUCCCUGGUGGGUUUGGUGAUCGUGGAGUCGGAGGAAUGAUAUUAGCUGCAAAGUAUGCCAGAGAGAAUAAUGUUCCAUAUUUGGGAAUUUGCUUGGGCAUGCAGAUUUCUGUCAUAGAAUUUGCUAGAUCUGUUUUGGGUUGGGAAAAUGCUAAUAGUGAAGAGUUUGAUGCGGAGGCUACAAGUCUUGUGAUUAAAUUUAUGCCAGAGGGAUCUAGAACGCAUAUGGGAAAUACAAUGAGAUUAGGUUCUCGGAAGACAUUGUUCCAGACCCCUAAUUGUGUGACCUCGAAGUUGUAUCAUAAUUCGAGGUUUGUGGAUGAACGUCACCGCCACAGAUACGAGGUAAACCCAAAUCUAGUUAGUGCUUUAGAAGAAGGUGGCUUAAAAUUUGUGGGGAGGGAUGAAAGUGGAGAAAGAAUGGAGAUCUUAGAACUGCCUGGUCAUCCUUAUUAUGUUGGGGUCCAAUUUCAUCCAGAAUUCAAAUCAAGGCCUGGGAGAGCUUCUGCUCCAUUCCUUGGUCUUAUAUUGGCAGCAACCAAGCAAUUGGAAGGUUAUCUAAAGACGAAUCAAAACGGUAGCUAGCAUGCAAAUCUAGAUCGAUUUCUCUUAUACGUUUUCAUUGUUAUAUUGGGAAUAGGCGUAGCAUAAGUAUAGUGGUUUCUGCCUGAUUUUUGUGCCAAUCCAAUUCAAAAGGUGUGUUCGUAGCUCUUGCCGCACACAUUUAUUUUUGAAAAUGUCAGGCUCGAAACUCGCUCAUUUCUUUUUAUGCUCAUUAGGAAGUUUUGGAUAGUGAAUAUUGGUUGGUGUUGGUUAUAGCAGCUCUGGAAUAACCACUCCAUUGGGCUCCAGAUAGUUUACUACAUUGUUCAAAUCACCUUCAUAUUCGUUUAAAUUUUUGUUUUUUGAUUGGAAUAUUUAAAUUAAGUUCCUUUGCACAA
Molecule: messenger RNA, 2536 nt
Organism: Beta vulgaris subsp. vulgaris (sugar beet)
Lineage: Eukaryota; Viridiplantae; Streptophyta; Magnoliopsida; Caryophyllales; Amaranthaceae
Exons: 23
Coding region: 309-2180 (623 amino acids)
Biological process (GO): CTP biosynthetic process; pyrimidine nucleobase biosynthetic process
Molecular function (GO): identical protein binding; CTP synthase activity
Source: RefSeq, a predicted model, not a curated record